Megalops cyprinoides (Indo-Pacific tarpon) is the source of this 2718-nucleotide messenger RNA. Its product is annotated as cadherin-5-like. The record is from RefSeq and is a predicted model, not a curated record. Gene Ontology annotation, molecular function: calcium ion binding; cadherin binding. Gene Ontology annotation, biological process: vasculature development; regulation of establishment of cell polarity; cell-cell junction assembly. Bases 112 to 2424 code for a protein of 770 amino acids. NCBI's taxonomy places the organism in Eukaryota, Metazoa, Chordata, Actinopteri, Elopiformes, Megalopidae. The transcript is spliced from 12 exons. Gene Ontology annotation, cellular component: adherens junction; bicellular tight junction; catenin complex.
GGAGCUACUACUUCCACAAUUGAUCACAGAGGUCUUCCUCAAGGAUAUAUUCCUAUUUUUUGGGUUACUGUGGACUAAUACAAGACGGGCAUUUGUCAAUUUGGAAAGAACAUGAGAAAGUCUGAGGUGAUGGGACCAGUGCUGUGGGUGGGGUUAUGUGCUUUUGCCUUCAACACCAGCACAGUACAGGCAGAACACACAGCCACUGGAACAGCGCUUAAACACAAACCUGCACUGCACAGACAUAAAAGAGACUGGCUGUGGAAAUCAUUCUUCUUGGAAGAGGAGAAAUCAAACCCACCUCAUCAUGUAGGAAAGCUAACAUCAACAAAGGCCAAUGAUGAGACAAGGUUUGUCAUUGAAGGAGAAGGCGCCAAUACAAUUUUUCAUGUCUCUAGCCAAGGAGACAUUUAUGCCACAAAGAAGCUGGAUCGGGAGGUGAAAAGCACAUACCACCUUACAGCUCAUCUUCUUCAUAUUGCCACCAACAAGUCAGUGGAGCCUGCAGACCAAUUUAAUAUCCAAAUAACCGACCUUAAUGACAACAAACCACAGUUCACGCAGAGCUAUAAUGGCUCUGUCCCUGAGAGAUCUGAGCCAGGAACAAAUGUGCUGACAGUGACUGCUACAGAUGCAGAUGACCCUACUACUGCCAAUGGACAACUUGAAUAUAAGUUACUGAAUGGAACUGAUGACUUUGAAAUUGACAGAAAUGGGAGAAUUACAGCAAAAAUUGGCUUUCUGGACCGGGAGAAGAAGAGUAUGUAUUUGCUCGUGGUUCAUGCUAAUGAUAUGCCUGGUAUGCAAACUGGAGGCAGUGCCACCACCACGGUCACCGUUACUGUGAGUGACAUCAAUGACAAUAUGGCCACCUUUAAGAAAAAUAUUUUCAGCUUUGAUGUGGAAGAGGACAAAAAGGAACAUUCUGUGAUUGGUACAAUGGAAGUUGAGGACAAAGAUGAGGAGCAGAAUAAAGAUCCAAUUUUCACCAUAGUUCCUCAUUCCAGCUCAGGUCCUGAUUUAAACAAUGUAUUUAAUAUAGCAAGCAACCUGGAGAAAAAUGGAGUCCUCACUCUGAAACAGCCUCUUGAUUUUGAAAGCAGGAAGAGUUACACCUUUGAUGUUCGUGUGCAUGAGGAUACUCUCAGAAGUCCCCCUGACAGUCAGGGCACUAACAUGAUCACUGAAGCUAAGGUCAUCAUCAACGUGCUGGACGUUGAUGAGCCACCCAUAUUCAGCAAGGAAACCUACAGCUUUACUCUUCCUGAAGACGCCAAAGUCAACUCAAAGGUUGGAGGAGUCUUGGCCAGAGACCCUGAUGCAGCCUCUCAAAGCAUACGGUACUCUAUAGAUGACCAGAAAUGUCCAGUCAGAAUUCACCCAAAGACUGGUGACAUGUAUUUGGAUAAGAAACUUGAUCGGGAACUCACUCCCAUACACACUUUCCGUGUAACGGCAGAGGAGCCUUCACCCAAAGCACUGAAGUCCUAUGUGACUGUUAACCUUGUGGUUCUGGAUGUCAAUGACAAUGCCCCAGAGAUGACAAACAGCCAAGACCUUUUUGCAUGUGAGAAUGAUGGGGAGGGCACGGUAAUACGGACAAUAGGGGCAACCGACAAAGAUGAGCACCAGACAAGAUUCAGUUUCUCUCUAGCAAAGCAAAGCCCUGACUUUUCACUUAUUGAUAAUGGCAAUAACACUGCCAACAUCAUAGUGAAGCGGGGAGGCUUCAGCCUGGAAGACAGAAAGGAAUACCUGCUGGAGAUUGUGCUGCAGGAUGGCGGUCUUCCUCCACUCCGUAGCACCACCACUGUCAACAUCCGUGUGUGUAGCUGUGGCACAGACAGGAAGGACUACUACUGCAAGCCUGCCUAUGUCCAGGCAGGCAUCAGUGUCAGCGCCCUCAUCGCCAUACUCCUCUGCAUCUUCGCCAUUCUGGUCAUCGUGAUACUCAUCAUCAUGAGAAAAAGGUACCAAAAAGAUGCCUUCGUUGCCCUGGGCAGGAACUCUGGAGAGAUCCAUGAACAGCUGGUGAGCUAUGAUGAGGAAGGCGGUGGUGAGAUGGACACAAAUGGUUAUGACGUGUCCAUCCUGACCUCAGCUAGGAAUGAGGGAAGCCUGAGACAGGUCCCCUGUCUAUACAAUAAGGUGCAGAGGCCCCCAGCAGACAGGGGAAACAUGGCCAUGAUGAUCGAGGUGAAGAAGGAUGAGGCUGACCAUGACAGGGAUAGCAUCCCUUACGACACCCUGCACAUCUACGGGUACGAGGGACCCGAAUCACUUGCCAGCAGCCUCAGCUCCUUGGAGGAUUCCUCCUUCUCAGACAAUGAUUUGGACUAUGACUUCCUCAAUGAUUGGGGCCCUCACUUCAGGACCCUGGCAGGGCUGUAUGGAGUGGAUAGCUCUGACAAUGACUGUUGUUGAGAAAAUGCAAAUGCAGCAAGCAAGACAUCUUUUACAUUAGUCAUCAGUUUUAUUCUGGGCUUUUAUCCUGAAAAGAGAAUCACUAUCAUUAACAUUUCUGCUCAUGGAACUGCUCACAACAACAUUUCUUGAGCAGUGUUCCAAGUUCAACUGACAUUUUGAUAAUUUGCAACAGUUACAUUAUGUAGCAAUGUUGUACAUUUCCUCCCAUAGUUUGUACAAAUAUUUUGAUCAUGACAGUUUUUAGUGAUUAAAAAAAAAAAAAAAAAUCUCAACUGAGUAUUCACUGUAUAG